CGGGGGGCGGGGCCGGCGGGGUUUUCUCGCGGGCCGCGCUGACGGACGCGGUUCGGCAACUUCAACUUCGCGUGCGGGAGGCGGCGGCCGUGUGGGCGGCAGGUAACGAAGAUAUUUUACUGUAGUCCAGUUGUCGUAAUUGAUUGGAUUCUACUGAUUUCAAGACUCGUACUGGAGUUAGAGUGUAAGUUGUUACAAUGACAACUGAAGUUGGCUCAGAGACUGAAGUGAAGAAAGAUUCUGAGCAGCUGGGACCAGACAAAGCCAAGGACAAGCCUGAAGAAGCAUCAGACACUCCAGAAAAUCAGAAGUCCAGGGAAACAUCUGAAGAAGCUCAAGAUUCUUCUGUCCCAGCACCAACUAGCCAAAGUAGUCCAGGUACCCAGAAGAAGGAAAAAACUUCAUCUGAGAGCAAGGGUAUUUCUCGUUUCUUCCCUCCAUGGCUUAAGAAACAAAAAUCCUACAUCUUGGCAGAGCCCAAAGAGACUAAGAAAAGAACCACAGAGGAAGAAAAAGUAGUUGAAGAAAGUGAAUGCCAGACAGCAGAGGGGGUGGCUCAACCGAAAAAGAGCUUGGAAGAAGCAGCAGCUGAAAACCAGCAUAGUGCUAAAGCAGAUGACAAAGAAGAAAAACACUCUGUUAGUAGUGCUGAAACACAGCCUGCCAAAGAUGGUAAAGAAACGGAAGUAGAGAAAGUUGAAGAGGAAAAGGAAGAUAAAAAAGAGGAACAAGAAAAAAGGGAGACAAAAGAAGUGCAGACAGCUGAAAUUAAAACAGAAAACAUUCAUCACAAGUCUCCCAAGAAAACUAAAACAGUGCAAUGUAAAGUGAUGCUUCUGGAUGGCACAGAAUACAGUUGCGACCUAGAGAAAAGAGCAAAAGGCCAAGUGCUGUUUGACAAAGUGUGUGAACAUCUCAAUUUACUGGAAAAGGACUAUUUUGGACUGUUGUUCUAUGAGACUUCAGAACAGAAGAACUGGCUAGAUUCUUCAAAAGAAAUUAAAAGACAAAUUCGAAGAUUACCUUGGCUAUUCACCUUUAAUGUGAAGUUUUAUCCUCCUGAUCCUUCACAGUUGACUGAAGAUAUCACUAGAUAUUUCUUGUGCCUACAGCUCCGUCAGGACAUUGUUUCUGGCCGGCUGCCAUGUUCUUUUGUGACUCACGCCCUCCUUGGUUCAUAUACCUUGCAGGCUGAGCUGGGUGAUCAUGACCUAGCAGAGCACCGCAGUGACUACAUCAGUGAAUUCCAGUUUGCACCCAAUCAAACUCAAGAAUUGGAAGAGAAAGUAGCUGAGCUCCACAAAACACACAGGGGCUUGACUCCAGCACAGGCGGAUUCCCAAUUCCUAGAAAAUGCUAAGAGGCUCUCUAUGUAUGGAGUGGAUUUGCAUCAUGCCAAGGAUUCUGAAGGUGUGGAUAUCAUGCUGGGUGUAUGUGCUAAUGGACUGCUCAUUUACAAAGAUAGACUCCGGAUCAACCGCUUCGCUUGGCCAAAAAUUCUGAAGAUUUCCUACAAGCGAAGUAAUUUCUACAUCAAAGUUAGGCCAGCAGAACUGGAACAGUUUGAGAGCACUAUUGGGUUCAAACUGCCAAACCAUCGGGCUGCUAAAAGGUUAUGGAAGGUUUGUGUGGAACACCAUACUUUCUUCAGACUUGUAACACCAGAACAGCCUCCAAAAGCGAAGUUUCUAACCUUGGGUUCCAAGUUCCGCUACAGUGGACGUACACAAGCACAGACACGACAGGCUAGCAACCUCAUAGACAGACCAGCUCCACGCUUUGAACGCACUUCAAGCAAACGUGUUUCCAGAAGCCUUGAUGGAGCUCCUAUGGGUAUCUCAGACCAAAGUCUGCUGAGAGGCUUCUCUGAUUCUGGGGGGCAGGCUGCUGGAGAUAUCAUUAACACUGAUGCCAAGUUAAAAGAAGGUGGCAGAGAAGAAGAUGUAAGCCCAGUAAUAACUCCGCAAUUAGAAUUGACUCAGGAUGGGAAGUUCAUUCACAUACACCUGUCAUCACUACCCAUCCAUUCUUCGUCAUCCCAUCUCACAAACCUGUUGCCUGUUCCCGAGGUGGACAUGCUUUCAGAUAUUUCAGAGGAAGAUCCUUUAGGGGAACACCUCCUUACUGUCCCAGACAUCUCAGAGUGCAAUUCCACAAAUGAUACACCAGAUCAUAAUGAAAAUGAAGUAUCUACACCGAAUAAUAUCUUUGAAUCGAUGAGACCCCUAGUUAGUCAAGGCUUCCCUGCUGUGGAGGGAAAAAUCCAUACAAAUGAUUAUGAAAGCACCAAGUUUUGUGUCUCAUUCAGCUUCAUCAGAUGCUUUUCUUUCAGUUUCCAUUCACUGCUUGAUGAGGAUGGUUAUAUCACUUUUCCUAGCCUUCCUGAUGUUUGUGUCUCUCUUCUCCCACCUGGCCUUCAGCACUAUAUUCCUAUUACCUCUCCUUCCUUCAUCCCUUCUUUUCUCCUUAUCUUUGUGCUGCUUCUGUCUGCUUUCCAGUCUAUCCUUUAUUCGCUCACAUUUUCCUUUCCUCUCGCUCUGUCCCUCUGCUACCUGGAGCCUAAGGUGACUUCCUUUAACACCUCCAAUGACAAUGACCUAAAUGACAAAGCAGAGGAAGAGGAGGUGGAAUCUGGAGAAGAGGAAGCCCAUCAGAAGAGCAAUUCCUUGAGAGUAGAUGGGGAAAAUAUUUAUGUCAGACAUAGCAAUUUAAUGUUGGAGGACCUGGAUAAGACCCAGGACGACUUACUGAAACACCAGGCUAGCAUUAGUGAACUCAAGCGCAAUUUCAUGGAAUCCACACCUGAACCCCGCCCAAAUGAGUGGGAAAAGCGGCGUAUCACACCUUUGUCACUACAGACACAAGGGAAAAAAGGAGACCACGUUUUCCAAGUGAAAAUCCUGCCUGGGAAGGAGAAGCAAUGGACUGCAAUGCCAUGGAUUGCUGGAACAAAACCAGAGGAAACAAAUAAGAGCCUAGAAGAGGAGAUAACCUCCAUUCUCUUUAGCCGGGCGGGCUCGGGAUGCGCUUUCGGCAGCGGCAGCGCGGGGCCAGCAGAGGGCGCUGCGGGGGAGGACAGCGCCGCCUCGGCCGCGCCGCCGCGACAGAGACAUGCUUCCAGGGCAGAAGGGCCUUGUACUGGAGUCAGCGAUGCUGAUAAGAGGUCACAUGAGACUCUGGCCAUAGUGGAGGAGAAGAAGCAGGCAGAGGUUGGGAUAGAAGAAACACUAGUCGUAGAUGAAACCAACAAAGGGAAAAUGCAAGUUACCACUGAUGCUGGGGAAACAUGUAAGGUGGAGCAUCUGUCAAAAAAGGACUCUUCAUCAUUGCCGUCAGAUAGUAGCAGCAGCAGCAGUAGUAGUGAGAGUGAGGAUGAAGAGGUGGGAGAAUACCAGCCGCAUCAUAGGGCAAUUGAGGAAGUCAUCAGGGAAGAACAGGAAGAAGAAGAAGAUGUGAAGAGGAAAGAAUGUGAAGAAAAACAGCAGGUGGAAGACACACCAGAAGGCAGUAAACUAAAUGUACCAGUUGAGCGCACACAAGUUACAGCUGAAGAUUUGGUCCAGGAAAAUGCAGUUACUGUAGCUACAGAAGAAAAGAAAUUGUCAGAGGAAAUUAAGCAAGAUUUAGGUGAAGAAAAAGAGGAAGAACAGUUCAAACUCAAUGGAGAGGUGUCUCAUAUUGACACUGAUGUUGCACCACAAAUAAUUUGUUGUUCUGAGCCUCCAGUAGUGAAAACAGAGAUGGUAACCAUUUCAGAUGCCACACAGAGAACUGAAAUCUCCACUAAAGAAGUUCCAAUUGUACAAACAGAAACUAAAACUAUCACCUAUGAAUCUCCACAGUUUGAUGGCAGUGCUGGUGACAGUGCUGGUGUGUUGGUGAGUGCACAGACAAUUACAUCAGAGUCAAUUUCUACUACCACAACUACACACAUCACAAAGAUGGUAAAAGGCGGGGUAUCAGAAACAAGAAUUGAGAAGCGCAUUGUCAUUACUGGAGAUGCAGAUAUCGACCAUGAUGAGGCCUUGGCACAGGCAAUCAAAGAAGCCAAAGAACAGCACCCUGACAUGUCUGUCACAAGAGUGGUGGUGCACAAAGAAACUGAAGUUGCUGAGGCUGAUGAAGAAUAAAAUCAAAAAUGUCCUCGAGCAAAUACUUGUGAAGUAAAAAUGAUACUGACCGUGUUUGACCAUGAAGA
Messenger RNA from Cuculus canorus (common cuckoo), 4198 nucleotides. RefSeq names its product erythrocyte membrane protein band 4.1 like 2 (gene EPB41L2). The transcript has 26 exons. Gene Ontology annotation, cellular component: cytoskeleton; plasma membrane. Bases 198 to 4130 code for a protein of 1310 amino acids. Gene Ontology annotation, biological process: cortical actin cytoskeleton organization. The record is from RefSeq and is a predicted model, not a curated record. NCBI's taxonomy places the organism in Eukaryota, Metazoa, Chordata, Aves, Cuculiformes, Cuculidae. Gene Ontology annotation, molecular function: structural molecule activity; actin binding.